This is a messenger RNA of Salvelinus sp. IW2-2015, 3961 nucleotides long. RefSeq lists its product as uncharacterized. NCBI's taxonomy places the organism in Eukaryota, Metazoa, Chordata, Actinopteri, Salmoniformes, Salmonidae. The record is from RefSeq and is a predicted model, not a curated record.
AGUACUGUACUGAACGACCAGUGAAGAAUGGUGUGAUCAUGGUGGCCCAGAGGGAGAUUGUAUGGUGUGUGCUGCAUGAGUUUUGUGAUUUCAAAUGGUCACAGUUAUCGAUCAGGGCACACAGACAAAACGAUAGCAAAUGUACCUCAAAAGUUGCUGAAGAGUGGUGCGGAAAACGUGUCAUUAGGUACAAACCGUCACACAACGUAGUAACAAUUGAAUUGAACUGAAUGCACCCCAGAGGUAUAUAACAAAUGGAACCGAACAGAAUAAAACUGAACAAAAUGGGGUGGGACCUACCUGAAUUUAUUCAAUAGGAACUUUAGUUGUUGUUGCAAAACGUUUCCUCUACGAAACGAAACGUUUUGCUCCGGUGUGCACUAAUGAAUACAUGACACCAGCACUCACCCAGUUAAGGCAGAAAGGCUCUCACAGGGAAGUUCUACUGGGCUGGUAUCUCACUCCAUAGCUGCUGGGGGUUUCUAGUGUGGUGGCGUAUCAAAAGACUGCUAUGGCUUCUGGGCUCACUUUCAGGGCCUUCUGGAUUUGUUUUCUAUUGUUUGACGGUGCUAACUGUUUACCUGCCCAAAAAGGAAACCCUGUUCUGCGUGAAUAUCCUUUCAGUAACAUUGAGUCCAACAGUUAUGGAGGUGUGCCUGUCCCGUAUGGAGAUGACUCAGGCCUCCUGAACUCUGGAGGCUUCCCAAGGUCUGGUUCGGACUCUGGCUCUGCUGGCAUAAGCUACCAGUUUAGUGGAGGGAAACCAGUCCCCAGCUUUGUCUCUGUGCAGAGAGAACCAGUCCCCCAAUCCCAGGAGCCUGGGCAAUACACACAACUUGUCUCCACUCCAACUAAACCAAAGCCUACGCCAAGCAGAUUAAGCCUCGCCAAGGGUGGAACUGUCCCAAACGAAUAUGUGCCAAGAGAAACCGUGGAGCAGGCAAACUACCCCAGUCACUCCAGCGUUUAUCACAAUCAUGUUUCUAGCCAUUCUGGAUCUGCCCAGACCGGAACCUCCACAGUGCAUGAGCCCAAUGAGUUUCUCAGCUCCGUCCGACACCUUUGUUCAAGGGCCUGAAUAUGCUAGCACUGGUAAGGAUGUCCAAACUCCCUACAACCCUUUGCAUGAGAGGCCAGCACUGAGCAGCAUUGUCAAGGAUGUCAGUUUUGCAACCAUUCAUGAUUUAAAACAAUUUGUGAAGUCUAUGAGGAACAGCUUCCUUAAGCCAGAUCGACCUUUCCAAACAAUCUUUGACAACAAUGAACAAGUCCCCAGCAUUCAGCUGCCAAGCCAAAUAUCCAAAACCAGCUAUGUCCCUAUUGAUCAAAGGCUUGCCCAAAAUGGCUACAGUUCAACCUGGGGUUUGAGAGAGCCAGUCCGUACUGGAUCCAACCAGAAUGAAUGGGUCACAACCAUCAUCCUACAGCCCAAUGAGCCUCUCCAAAGCCCCAGUGCAAGGACAUCUGUCCCUGAUCCUCUCAUCUAUACCCAAGAUCCAGAUUCUCACAGUGGUUAUUAUGGCUGUAAAUGCCCUGAUCCUGUACCCUUGUAUCAUUCUAACAAAGUCCCCGUAGGGGAAUCUGUUUCAAAUACUUAUGGAAGCCUUGCUAAUGCUGGCUCAACCUUUGGAAACGAUAGUGGUGCUAAUAACAGUUUUGCGGCCCAGACUGAACAAGUCCCUAAUGUCAAGAAGCCGUUCAAAGUGUCAAAAACUGGCUAUGCCCCUACUAUACAAAGGCCUUCCCCUUCCAGUUCUUCCUCUGGCCAGGAUGGACAAGUGUUGUCUUCCAAGAGUGGUGGCUACCUGAGUGCCCCAAGACUCAGCCCCCCUCUCCCAUUCAUCCCAUUCCCUUAUACCCUGGGUCAUGGGAAGACUUCUCCAUCUGAAUUCUACAAAUCUGCACAAACUGGUCAUGUCCCUAUUGUGCAGAAACCUUCCCUGUCUAGACCUUUCUCUGUUCAAGGCUCUCCUAGCAGUAGUGACUAUGUGAUUACCUCAAAAGUUAAUCCAGCUAUCCAAUUUCCCAAGCCCACAAGCUACCAGCCAGGUCCCAGGAAGAUGUCUCCUUCCGUCUCUGAGCAGCGCCAGCAAAUCCCCAUUGAACAAGGAACCAAAAAUGUAGCCUACAAACCAAGUAACUUUCAUAAUGCCGACUCUAGGUUUGGAAGCUAUGCAGCUGUCUCUAUCAGUUAUAAUGCUCAGGGUGAACAAGUUCCCAAUGUCCAGUCGUCAAGCAAAGCAUCCCAUACUGGCUAUGCCCCUAAUGUACAAAAACAUUCCCACUCUUCCACUGGACAAGGUGGUCCUUACAAAACUGGUAGCUAUGUGAGCGACCCAAAGAUCAGUCCCCCUAGCCAAUCAAUAUUAUUUCCCAAGGCAACAAACUACCAGUCCUCUGGUCAUUCAGUUUCUGAGCAGCAGAACAAAGUCCCAAUUAAUCGGACUCAGAAGCCCAAAGACAUGACCUCCAGACCCGGGGUCCAGCUUCCAGCAUCCAGUGGCUUUGGAAACUAUGUAGGUGACUCUAGCAGUUUGGAUGCCCCUAAUGACAUAGUUCCCAAUGCCCAGCAGCCAAACAAAGUGUCACAAACUAGCUAUGUCUCCAGUGUACCAAGACCUGCCCCCUCCAGCUUUUCUGGCCUAGAUAGACAAGGCUUCUCUAGUCAAUCCAUCUUAUUUCCCAAGCCCACAAGCAACCAGCCCUUGGGUCAAGGGAAGACAUUUCCUGUCUCUGAGCAACAGGUGAAAAUCCCCAUCAGCAAGAAGCCCAAAUAUGUGACUUCCAGACCCGGGGUCCAGCUUCCUGCAUCCAGUGGCUUUGGAAACUAUGUAGGUGACUCUAGCAGUUUGGAUCCCCCUAAUGACAUAGUCCUCAAUGCCCAGCAGCCAAACAAAGUGUCACAAACUAGCUAUGUCUCCAGUGUACCAAGACCUGCCCCCUCCAGCUCUUCUGGCCUAGAUAGACAAGGCUUCUCUAGUCAAUCCAUCUUAUUUCCCAAGCCCACUAGCAACCAGCCCUUGGGUCAAGGGAAGACAUUUCUUGUCUCUGAGCAACAGGUGCACAUCCCCAUCAGCAAGAAGUCCAAACAUGUGACCUGCGGAACCAGUGUCCAGCACCCUGUAUCCAGUGGCUAUGACUCUACCCAGACUGGAGGUUUUCCUCAGAGCAGUGGAAGCUAUGUGAGCACUCAGGGAGUCAGCCCACCCACCAUCCCAUCUAAAAGGGAAACAGUCCCUAACAUUGUCUCAGAGCAAAAUGUCAAAGUCCCUGUUAAACAAGGGGCAAAAGAAGUGCCUUACAAACCCUGUGGCUUUGGAAAUUACAUGAAUUAUGUUGACUCCUCUUUUGGAGCUAAUAAAGUUGACUCCAGCAGUUUUGAUUUACAUGAAGAACAAGCUGCCCAAAUCCAUCAGCCCAGCAAAGUAUCACAAGCUGGCCAUAUCCCUCUUCGUCCUUAUAUUGGUAAAGGCCAUAUGAGUGCCUCAGGAGUUGGCCCCACUCAACCAGCCAUCCCAUUACCCAAGUGUUCUGGUCAAGGGAAGAUAUCCCUUUCUGGUUCUGAGCUGCAGCCUGUAUCCAGUGGCUCUGAUUCCAGACAGUGGUGGUUCUCCUGAGAGCAGUUGUUGCUAUGCGAGUACACAGAGAAUCGGCCCAUCUACAGACUUCUAUAUGCCCCCUUCUCCUCAGCCCGCUAUGUCUGUCAGUCCCACAACAGCUAUGAGAGGCAAGGUGGUCUUCUCCAAAACCCGCUACACUGGAUACAUUUAUUUUGCUAAACCCUCCACUAGCAGUGUUGGCUCAAAGAGUGGCAGUAGAUCCAGUAGACCUGUCUCUAAACAACCUCGCUACUGCCAAAGAAUCAAAUCCCAUGGUGUGAAGAUUCAUCAGAGGAAUACAUUGUGAUUUGACAACCAGUUCUCCUUCGAAGGUUCCAUGUGUCAUGGCCUGAAUCCCUGCU